AUCAUAAACUGUUAACAUCCCUACUGAUCAGGCAUUCUUUCCGUAGUAUGACUCUUACAGCGACACAAAUUCCAACAAAAGCUGAGGUCAAUCUUCGAAGACUCUUGGCUGUUUGCGAGAGACAAGCCUCAGAAGAAAUCAGCUUAAUACGUGGGCCAGAUAAAGUGAAAUACGUAGCAAACAUAAAAUAUCUACGUAAAUUAUUGGAACAGAUUGAAAAGGAAGUCAAUAGUGAGCAGAUCGAUAAAACGGCAAUUAGUGAAUACUCUCGUAAAAUCCAACAAUUAUCGAACAUUGCUGACGAAAAUAAAUUGACAUCUCCAGUAACUCGCACAUUUUCACAAGCGCGUUUUGUAAACCAUGCAAAUCAAACUCAAACGGAGAAAAACAAAGAAAAUCAAUUAGAAUUGAAAAUGGUGCGGCAGGCUGAAAAAGAACAAAAAGAAGAACUAUUACAGCCGCCGACAACAUUCACUAGAGAGCCCGAAGUUAUGAAAACUUAUUCCAAGAAACGAACUGAAUUAUUUUCUUCCGAGGCUCCCGGCUCCGAGAUUAGACAACGAAGAGUUAAUACCUUCGAUCCCGAAGACACGACAAAUAUCGAAAGUGUUCUACAACAUCACCGAAAAACUCAAGAAGAACUUACGAAUGAUUUGGUUAGGAUGGUAGAAAGAUUAAAAUUGAAUUCAGAAACGUUUGGAAAUAUAUUAAUAAGAGAUGAAAAGAUUAUAGAUGAAGCUCAAAAUGUUAUUGGAAGUAAUUUAGAUAGAUUGAAAAGAGAAGGAAAUAGAUUAGGAAAAUACGCUGCACGAUCCAGUAAGACUACUUGGCUAGUUUGGUCGGUUGUAUUAUUUGUGUGCGUUACAUGGUUUUUGAUGUUUAUGUUAAUUCGUAUAAUUCCCAAAGGAUAAUAGCAAUAUGCAAAUUUGGUUUUUUCACAUGACUUGCUGAUUAUCUAUAAAAUGUCCAACAAGAGAUAAUCAAAUUAAUUUUUUUAAUAUUUGUUGAUCUGCAUGCUUCCCUUCUCUAUACUGUUCAAAAGCCAUUUUCCAAACUUUUGUAGUUUUUGCCUUAUAAAGAUACUUUUCUUCAUAAAAAUUUCCAAUCCCCAAAACUCUUUUUACUUCCUUGCGAAUUUCUUCAUUAUAUACAUAAUUUUUUCCUCCAAUGAUUUCAAUAUAUCUAAUCUGAUCAUCAUUUUCAGGAUCAUAAGAAUAUAUCUUAUCAGUUUGACAAAACCUAAACACCUUGCGAGAGGAUUUCGACGUCU
Molecule: messenger RNA, 1270 nt
Organism: Rhizophagus irregularis DAOM 181602=DAOM 197198
Lineage: Eukaryota; Fungi; Glomeromycota; Glomeromycetes; Glomerales; Glomeraceae
Biological process (GO): retrograde vesicle-mediated transport, Golgi to endoplasmic reticulum
Cellular component (GO): SNARE complex; endoplasmic reticulum
Molecular function (GO): SNAP receptor activity
Source: RefSeq, a predicted model, not a curated record